Molecule: messenger RNA, 5243 nt
Organism: Drosophila ficusphila
Lineage: Eukaryota; Metazoa; Arthropoda; Insecta; Diptera; Drosophilidae
Gene: Galphao
Product: G protein alpha o subunit
Exons: 8
Coding region: 395-1459 (354 amino acids)
Biological process (GO): adenylate cyclase-modulating G protein-coupled receptor signaling pathway
Cellular component (GO): heterotrimeric G-protein complex
Molecular function (GO): GTPase activity; G-protein beta/gamma-subunit complex binding; GTP binding
Source: RefSeq, a predicted model, not a curated record
UAGUUCAGUUGAAUUCUGCCAGCUCUCCAGAAAACUCGCACGAAAGGGAGCUAUAAAACCGUUAAAUUGGAGUUCUAAAAACAUUAAAAAGCGCUGCAAAAAAAGUGUAAAAUAUAUUCAAAAUAUUGAAAGAAAAUAACUCCUAAGAAAAAACAUCAAAAGAAGUGAAAAGGAAGUGCUACACAAAAACCAACAAAAAAUCUAAAUUCAAACUGGAAAUUAAGUUAAAGUGACAGAAUAAACUACCCUGGAUAGUAGAGUUAGUUAACAUCCCCGCUUUGUUUUCCACCCAAACGUUAAACACCUGGUUUUCUUCGCUGGCAACGUAGUCGGCCAUUGAGUUGGCCGAUACCAAACGACCUUCAAAACGUUUUGCGUCGAGGCAAUACGCACCAUGGGCUGCGCACAGUCUGCCGAGGAGCGAGCCGCAGCCGCCAGGAGUCGCCUCAUCGAGCGCAAUCUCAAGGAGGACGGCAUACAGGCGGCAAAGGACAUCAAACUCCUGCUGCUCGGUGCCGGUGAAUCGGGCAAGAGCACAAUAGUCAAACAGAUGAAAAUCAUUCACGAGAGCGGCUUCACUGCGGAGGACUUUAAACAAUAUCGACCGGUUGUCUACAGCAACACAAUACAAUCAUUAGUUGCAAUAUUGCGCGCGAUGCCAAACCUAAGUAUUCAGUACAGCAAUAACGAGCGGGAGAGCGAUGCCAAGAUGGUGUUCGACGUGUGCCAGCGGAUGCACGACACCGAACCCUUCUCGGAGGAGCUGCUGGCCGCCAUGAAGCGCCUUUGGCAGGAUGCCGGCGUCCAGGAGUGCUUCUCGCGCAGCAACGAAUACCAACUGAACGACUCCGCUAAAUAUUUCCUCGAUGAUUUGGAUCGGUUAGGCGCCAAGGACUACCAGCCAACCGAACAGGAUAUCUUGCGUACUCGCGUCAAGACCACUGGCAUCGUUGAGGUACACUUCUCCUUCAAAAACCUCAACUUUAAAUUGUUCGAUGUGGGCGGUCAGCGUUCUGAACGUAAGAAAUGGAUACAUUGCUUCGAAGAUGUCACAGCGAUCAUUUUCUGCGUGGCCAUGUCUGAAUACGAUCAGGUCUUGCAUGAGGAUGAAACUACGAACCGCAUGCAAGAGUCGCUGAAACUGUUCGACUCGAUCUGUAACAACAAGUGGUUCACGGACACCUCGAUCAUUCUGUUCCUGAACAAGAAGGAUCUGUUCGAGGAGAAGAUCCGCAAGAGUCCCCUGACAAUUUGCUUCCCCGAGUACACAGGUGGACAGGAGUACGGCGAGGCGGCUGCUUACAUUCAGGCUCAAUUUGAAGCGAAAAACAAAUCAACCUCAAAAGAAAUCUACUGCCACAUGACGUGUGCCACAGAUACCAACAACAUUCAGUUUGUAUUCGAUGCUGUCACCGAUGUCAUCAUAGCAAACAACCUGCGCGGCUGUGGACUGUACUAAGGAGGAUUCCCAAGCCGAAUCCCGAUGAUGAUUAUGACGAUGUUGAUGAUGAUAACGAUGAUGAUGAUGAUGUGGAGCAGAAUGGGGGCGUUAGCAGGGAACACCGUAACGGUAUUAAAGAGCAGCGCGGGAGCACAACAACCCACCAGCAUUGAUCAAAAAACCAAACAAUUUAAGAGCAGAUGAUAGAACCAACCAACCGCAACCACACACAAAAAACACACAGGACACUGGACACAGGACACUGAACACUGAACAAGCAAAGCCCAAAGAACCUUUAUUUGUUUAACAAAAAAACGGCAAACGGACGGAUGGACGGACGGACGGACGGAACGGAACGGUUAUCCCGGAUGGAUGAGAUAUAUGUGGGAAAUAAGCGACAAGUACAUUACAUAAUAUCGAUGAUAAUAUUGAUGCAGAUAAAUAAUGCUAAUGAUGAUCAGGGCGACAAUGAUAAUGAGGCAGCGGGCAGCUGACAGCUGACACUAAAACACGCGAGAGAAGUCACAUUUGCGAACAACAACAACAUCAACAACAAAAACAAAAAGGCAGUUUGAUUGAAAGGCAUUUCCUAUAUACAUACAUAUACAAACACAUACAUAUGCAUUAUGCAAAGCCACAUGUACGACAUGACACUAACACACUCACACUCACACGACAUACACAAGCGCCAGCAUUGCAUAUAGUUGUUGUUUGGUCUGAAUAAUUUUUAUAGAAUUUCAUAAUUUAUGUGUAGUUUAGUUUCCUCAUGUAUUUAUUAAACAAAAACCAAACGAGCGUAUAUCUACAUAUACCGCAUAUAUAUAUACAUACACUUCUAUACAUAUAUAUAUAUAUAUAAAUAUUAUAUAUUAAAUGUUUCCUGUUGCAAUCUCUCUUUGAAAUUAUUCAUGCCAUCAACACUCUGCAUUUGUCAUGCUUGUUUAGACUUAAGUUCGAAAGUUUCAACAAAAUCCAGCGGCAAAGGAAAUAAUAACAUUAAUUUGAUUGCGUGUCAGCGUGUGGGCUAAAGUAAAUAUUAUAUAACAAACCAAAAAACCAAAACAAGUGAGGAAAAGAAAACACAAAAUAUGGAAGGCAAAUCUUUAACGUUUAAGUCUAAUUUAAAGAUAAAUGAAACGGAUAUAAAACUCUAUCUAUUGUAUUUACAAGAACAAAAACGAAGCAAAACUAAACUAAAAAUCUGAAAAAAGGACAAGUAAAGUAAUGCAUACGUGGCCACUUAACUAACUUAUGUAAAGAGCAGCAGUCAUCGAUGAUUGAUUGAUUGAUACAUUUCAGUGUAAAUUGUAAUUUGUUGAAUUUACGUGUAUAGAGGAAGUUUAGCUGGCAACACACACACAAAAAAACACACACGCACACACUGGACACAAACUAACUAUAAUUUAAUUCACUUAAUAAGCUGAUUUGUUGUAAUUUACAAUGAUUUGUGGCAUUUAUACGAGGAGCAAGGCAAAUCAGCGAUGAUCAAAACAUAAUUCAACUUUGACGGCGCACAAAAGCAUGCUAUAUAUUUUUGCCAUAUCUACGCACACACCCACACAAAAGAAAUGAAUCAAAAUGAAAAUGAAAAUGAAUGGAACGCAGAACUCAAAUCUCCCACAAUGAAACUAAGGAUUGUAUGUAAUAAUAUAAUAAUUUAUAAAUUCUACUUUUAAUGAUAAACAUCUUCAUACAUGUACCUACAUAUGUGUAUGUGACUGUAUCUAGCGAAUGGCAUUUAACCCCGAGUAUGUUGAAUUGUUUGAUUAGACUUAUUAUUAUAAUUAUUAUGUAUAUGCUUUGUAUGUAUGUAUUUUGUGCAUUUUGAUUUUACACAACGAUUUAGCUGCAAUGAAUUUAUAUUGUUAUUUUUAUAGUAUUUCUUUUGUAUCUGCCCAGUCUUCUCCUCCUCCUCCUACUUCUCCUCCUUAACUGGAAGUCCCCUCACUUGUGCUCUUGCUCUAGUUGGACGGAAAGCCAUUUAUGUUUUAUAGUUUUUAAGCCUAAUUUAUGUAAACGCACACAAAACACAAACAACUUAAACAUCAACUAAGUAAGUUUAUUAGCGAAAUAAAUAUUAUUUGACAUUCAACAAAAAGAAAGGACAAUUUGCAAGAAGCUUAACGAAAUCGUUUUGGUUUUUCAAUGGAAGCCCCAGCAAAUCCAGUGAAACUUUUCAAAAGUUGUGUUGGCCACAAAAUCCGUACAAUUCCUAGAUUUUAAAAACACUGAUCAGCGAACAUUCACUUCUAAGCAUUUACUUAGGUCAGCCAACACUUUCCCAUUUCCAUGACCCCCCACCCAUCCCCUCUUCUAUAUCCUGGCCCAACCAAAUACUGUAAUAUUUAAUACGUAUGUAUUUUCCAUUCAACUUGUAAAAUUCAACCAAAAAGAAAAAAACAAAAACGCAAAAACCAUUUUCAAAUAAAACUAUUUAUUCAAAAACAAAAACCAACAGCCAUUUUGUUAUUUUCGUUAUUGUUUCAUGAUUUUCUUACAGCCAGAAAAAGGUUUUGCAUGAAAUAGAUUACAUUGUUGCUGCUGGCUUCGAAAUUUGGGUAAAAAAAACCAGCAGAUGAUCAGUAUAUAGUCACUUGACCAGUAAUGCAGAAGAUCAAGAACAAAGAGUUCAAUAAUUGUAUGUAACUAUAAAUAAAUACCAAAUCGAUAUAUUUAUUGACAAUUUAAUUAAGCCACAAACAACAAAGUUAUUCAUUUACCUUCGUGACAAAGUAAACAAGGUCGGUCUAUAUAUACAGAUAUAUAAAUUUAAAUAAAUAUAUUUAGUAAAGGGAGAUCAACAAAUUGCUACAUACAUACAUACAUAUGUACUAUAUUUUUCUCGUAAAUAAUUAUUAAUCGAAUACUCAUACGGUAGCGACUUUAAUUUUCCUCCUCAACGUCGCUCAACUUUUUGAAUCAACCGAGAUCGCAAAACUAAAUAAAUAAAAGAAAACAGCAUUCAUGUAAUAGCAACAUUCGUUCAUAUAGUACAGCAUAGUGUUAACCGCAGUAUAUCGACUAAACUUUUUGCAUAUUUUCAAUACUAAACGGAAUAGAGUGGAUCGGAAAUGGAAUCAAACAUAAUUCAUAUUUUUCUAAAGCUCAUACACCUCUUUGCUCCACACACCCACAUAAAUCAUUAAAACGCAAGCCGCACCACUACUAAAAUUACUUUAAUAGCAGUUAAAACAUUUAAAAGUGAAAUCCAUAAAGAGCUAACAAAGGUAAUGUUAAUUAAUUCGAAUCAAAUGUCGCAGGACAUUCAGACACACGAUUUUUUGUAUGUGGCGAAAAACAAAUAUUUGGGAUUUAAGAGGAGCUGGAGGAAAGACAGGACGGUGGCACGUGGAACAAAGAUUAUAGGUUAGACGAAGUUUAGACACUGUAUCUAAUCUUAUUUGUAGCCUAAUUCAAAAUGCUUUGGUUGUCCCAUGUAGCAGAUCAGAUUUGUUUAACUUGUAUAUGGCAAACUAUUUAUAUACUUAUAAUAACGUAUGUGGAAAUAUAAUUCUCCUCAAUUCUUGAGCUCCUUUUCUCUCUCUAUUGACCCACGUGGAUAAUGUGUAGCUAAUGGCCCAUGGAAAAGUUUUAAAUUGAGAUUGAAGCGAGCCACAGAAUUUAACUAAGCUCGAAAAUGAUGAAUGAAUUUGAAUCGUUGAAUUAAAAAUUUAAAAUAAUAUAUAAAACAUAAAGUAAUGAUAUAAAAACUGAAAUAACAAAACCAAAAUGUUUGUAUGUAAAAGAAACUCAAAACGUUAGAGAUCAUCUACAAUUUAAAUAAAUAUAAAUAAAACCAAAA